CGCGUUGUUUACAUGAGCGGCUGACGGAGGAGCAGUGAGCUGAUGAGGGGGGCCUUCUGGCUGAAAACACGUCUCGACUGACUCCACGGCACAGGCUCUCUCCGUGGGGGGAAGAAAAAAACUUUGUGUUGCACGGGCAAAGUGUCACUCAAGAACGGAGGCCAACCGAGUUGACUGGUUUGUUGCGACCUUGGACAGAAAGUCACAACAAAGACGAGCGCCAUAAUAACCAUCGGAGGAAACUGUUAACGUGAAGGAGGAAUAGCUUAGCAACAGAGUCCCACUUCCUGAGGUGUACAGGAUCAAGCUCCUAACACCACGGAUAUGGAUAUGCACCCACAAGGACAGCAACCAGGCGUGCCCGUAUUUCAACCUCAGAAACCACUGCAGCCAGAUAUGGGCCAUAACUCACUGGCUAACUUCCAUAUUGAGAAGAAGAUUGGACGUGGUCAGUUCAGUGAGGUGUACCGAGCAAGGUACCUGUUGGACAACACGUCGAUGGCCUUAAAGAAAAUUCAGAUAUUCGACUUGAUGGAUGCCAAAGCUCGGCAAGAUUGCAUCAAAGAGAUAGAUCUCCUUAAGCAAUUGAAUCACCCCAAUGUGAUAAAGUACCACGCAUCUUUUAUUGAGGACAAUGAGCUGAACAUAGUUCUGGAGUUAGCAGAUGCUGGAGAUCUCUCUCGUAUGAUCAAGCACUUUAAGAAGCAGAGGAGGCUCAUCCCAGAGAGAACAGUUUGGAAGUACUUUGUCCAGCUUUGCAGUGCGCUUGAGCACAUGCACUCCCGAAGAGUCAUGCACAGAGAUAUCAAGCCAGCCAAUGUGUUCAUCACAGCUACUGGUGUGGUUAAACUGGGAGACUUGGGACUGGGAAGAUUCUUCAGCUCCAAAACAACUGCUGCUCACUCUCUGGUGGGUACCCCUUACUACAUGUCACCAGAGAGGAUGCAUGAAAACGGCUACAACUUCAAAUCUGACAUCUGGUCGCUAGGAUGCCUUCUCUACGAGAUGGCAGCCUUACAGAGUCCCUUCUAUGGGGAUAAGAUGAACCUCUACUCACUUUGCAAGAAAAUAGAACAGUGUGACUACCCCCCUCUUCCUGCAGAUCACUACUCAGAAGAGCUGAGGAACCUGGUAGAUAUGUGCAUCAACCCCGACCCGGAGAAGAGGCCGGACAUCACCUACGUGUACGGCAUCGCCAAGCACAUGCAGGGCGUCACACAGGGCUGCUAAGCCUGGAGUUGCACACACACACAUACUACGCCCUGCAGAACUCCUCCACACACCCACUCCUACCUUUUAAAUUGUACUCCAAAAACAACGUUUUCCCAUCACACGAAAACUUACUCCAGAGAUUAACUCCUGGUGAUACCUGGUACAUGAAGCAGAUUUUUACUGUCAGGGUAAAGUUCAUAAAAUACCAGAAAGGAACCCAGAUUCAGUGAUUCAGAUUUUCAAUCUUAGCAUUUGAAUUUCACCUUUUUUUCUUAAAGGUUCAACAAACUGUCUCAGUUUGUGUUUGCUGGCAUCCAUCCUGCAGAUGUGAUCAUCAUUUACCUCAGGUAGUGACUUUAGUUGGUAGAAAUAGUGACUUUUCAGACCCUGUUAACAACGUCUUCCCGUGUUUUCAGUGAUUUGCUACUUUUUGGACAGUAUUGCACAGUGAAAGAAAGUUAAUGUUCUCUUUUGAUGUCUGUUAGAAUAUGUGCCAUGCACAAGUUUCCUUUUCUCCUUUUUCACAUUACAGCCACAACUUUAAGGUAUUUUAUUGGGAUUUUAUGUGAUAAAGCAACACAAACUAGCGCCUAAUCGGAAGUGGAAAGAAAAGGAUACGCGGUUCAUUUAGCAAUUAGGCCUUAAUGUUGUAUUUAAAACAAUUUAAGAAAUGCCUACAUUUCACUAUCAGACUGUGUUCUAUGAUGAAAAGUAAGUAAUUUAUGGUAAACAACAACAACGACAACGUAUUUGUCUGGAGCGAGGUGUCAACAAGUGUUCGCACCAUUGUGUGAAAGGGGUCACAUGCCUCAGUCAGCCGGGAGGUGCUCAAUAGAGCAACCAAAACAAGGACCGAAGUUUCCAAUUCCUCAACUACUUUCUACUCCUCAAAGAAAGUUUAGACAGCGUCCUUCUACAAAACUUUCUUGUAGAAUUUACAUUGGAGAUUCCUUUAAAACAUGGAGGGAGCUUUGUGAUCUCCUAGGGUUUAGAACUGAUGAAGAGUUGGCAAAGUUUUGUUUGAACAGCUAAAACAAUUGUAUUUUAAUGAGUUAUAAUGAAGAUAUUUUUAAAUAACACAAAUAAUGCUGUAAAUAACUGUAACAUAACGUGUUUAUAAUAGGCCAGUGUGGCGCUAGCUUCAAUGCUAAUCAGACCUAGAUUACAUGUAAUGUCAGUCUGUAGUUUGAACAUCAAGGUAACUGGAAGAGGAGGGAGGUGAACGAAUGGGGAUUCAUCUUACAUUGAAUGUAAGGUAGGUUCAGUGAUUAGUAUGUUCAACCUACAUUUCAGCUCCUUCAGGAUGGGAAGGGGAGCAGGGCCGCGGGCUAAAACGGUUAGAUUUCUAAAUCUCCUCUUUCUCUCGCUUGCUUAAGAAAAGUUACGGAAUACAGCUUUAAUUUUGGUCUGUUGCAUAAAAUCCCAAUAAUAUGACCUAAGGUGUGUAGUUAUAAUACAGAAUGUAAAAAUCAUAUACAUAUAAAAGCACAUGAAUACUUUUUAAGGGCCUAUAAAUAUUAGACGCCCAGGAAGAUAACAGUUAGGACAAACCUAAGCAAGGCCAAUAAGUACUCCGCAAGAACAGAGAAACUGUUCUUUUAUCUCAGAUAGCAAGAACAACGUUCUCUCUGGCCAGGGCGUUGCAUACUUCACAAGUACUGAAGUGCACAGCUCUUUGUAUAUACUUGGUUGUCAGGCACCACCACAAAAAAGCAGAAACAAGCUGCAAGGACCCCGAAACCGAGGCCCACAGAGAGAGAAAUGUUGAGGCCUGAACACUCAAUCUUUUCUGCUCACCAGAAAUUUAUAGAAAAUAUAUUUAGCUUUUUUUUUUUAGUAAAUGUUCUAGAUGGAGAUGGUGAUGGGCUCAACAGUUAGUCAGGAAAUAGAGCCUUUGUGAAAAUGUGCCAUGUUGGCUUUGAGUGUGUAAAGAAAUUCAGAAGCUUACUGCAUCUUGAGAAAACCCUACCAUUUUAGUGGAGAUCUGUUUUCACUGAGUGACAGGAGCAAAUCUGAAACAAAGCAAAGCAAUUGAUGGUUGAUAUGUUGUUGUGUUGCACUUUUUUACCCUGGCAAAGCAAGGCUGGCAGGGUUAUGUCAAAUGAAUGUAUUAGAAAAGGAAGAAUCAUUUACAGGAUAGACUAGAGACGUGCUUGGGGGAGAACAUGGGCAAAUGUCUCCACAACACUUUGAAUGUUAGUCAUUUUGACACCUUUGUGUUGUCUGGAAACUUCACAAUGUCUCUUUUGACAGCCCCUAUAGUCGCUGAAGCUGUAACAAAAGCAGUUUUAUAUCUGCUUUUUACCCUUCCUGUGACACCAUGUUUUCUUCUUAGCUCAGCUCCAGCGAGGUACAAAGUGUCAGGUUGUUCGGGGUCUGUAAAAGUCACAAAGAAAACAUUAGGAAACUGAAAUAAAGCAGUGUCGUUCCUAAAUGGUCCAGCAGACACAUCUGACCCCGCACACUCAUGGCAGCCCUUUUAGUAUUGCAGUGUACGUCUCGCUUAUGCUACAAAUAAGAGAUCACUGUCAAGCCGUCCAUGCUAGGAAAACACCUCAGCGAGUCUAAGUUGUGUUCUCAGUCAAAGUAUAAUAAGAAAGUCAAUCAUUAUCAGUCUAUAUGAAAGUAUGUUUUAUUGAACGUAUAAAAACCCAUUUAGAGGAAAAAAAGCCAUGAUGGGAUAAUUUUUUUACUGUACAUACACGUUGCGGGGAUGAACUAUUGGUUAGUGUAUAUGUUUUUCCAGUGAAAUGGUUUACACCAGUGUUUCAUGAAAACCAGCACUGACUGUAACUGGUUUACAUUUUAAUGAUGAAACAAUUCUGAAGGUAAAUAUAUAGUGAUUAAUAACACUAUUUCAGUGUCUACUAAACCCCAUAACCCUUUCAAAUAACCCCUGUUUUUAUUUUCUUGUUUUCUCAACAUCUAAUACAUCGUGUGUGAUAUAUACAGAAUCGGUUAACAGAAUAUGUUAAUGUGUCUAUAGUUACAGAAAUACAGAGAUUUACAGCAAAUACAGUGUUUGCUAUUUUUGUUUUGCAAGUUUAUGUAUACCUUUGGAUUUAGGCUCUUUUCUAUGACUGCUUCUCCCCCUCAACCACAGUCCUGACCAUGUUUUAUCAACUAGCAUCAGGAUAGCACCAAAACAUUUCAGUAUUCUCUUGUAUCUGUCUGGGAGUUGUUACUUUGACUUUCUUCUUUGAAAUGUUAGUUUUGGUGAUGUUUUUUUUUUUUUAAAUUUGGCAUAUUAGCAUAGAAACUAAAGUACUAAAGCUGACUCUGCAGUGCCUGCAGGAGGCAGGCUUUCAUAUAUUUUCUGGAUGCAUAAUUAAUUAAAGCAUUUUCUGUAUGUAAAUUUACCUAAAAAAAGCCUUUAAGCUUUCUUCCGUUUUCUUCUGCAUGGCCACUGAAGUUGUUUUUGAAGAGUCCAGAAAGUAAAAAUGCAAACAUUGGCAAUAUUUAUUAUCUUGGUAUAUUUAGUGUCUUUGUCAGUAUUUCAUGACAAAUGCAAUACACAUCACAAACACAUUGUAUGCUAAUUAAAAUGAAUAAAGCUUUACCGUUUUUGUGGACAUUGAA
This is a messenger RNA of Girardinichthys multiradiatus, 4791 nucleotides long. It is a transcript of the gene nek7, whose product is annotated as NIMA-related kinase 7. Gene Ontology annotation, molecular function: ATP binding; protein kinase activity. The coding region runs from base 325 to 1230 and encodes 301 amino acids. Gene Ontology annotation, biological process: protein phosphorylation. Lineage: Eukaryota; Metazoa; Chordata; Actinopteri; Cyprinodontiformes; Goodeidae. The record is from RefSeq and is a predicted model, not a curated record. The transcript is spliced from 10 exons.